AUGAAGGCUAUGUUCGUUCUCGCCAUUCUUCUCGGCUCCAUCGUCGCCAUCAGCGCUUUCCGUCUUCCAUUCCAGUUCUUCGGAUCAAACGAAGAUUUCAACAGCGGACUCGCAAAGCGCAACUACUAUGAAUCGAAGCCGUACAAGCGCGAGUUCAACGCCGAUGAUCUGACUCUCCGCUUUGGAAAACGUGGUGGAGCUGGUGACACACUAGCGUUUUCACCGGACAUGCUUUCGCUCCGUUUUGGAAAGAAAUAA
Caenorhabditis remanei is the source of this 258-nucleotide messenger RNA. RefSeq lists its product as uncharacterized. Bases 1 to 258 code for a protein of 85 amino acids. The transcript has 2 exons. NCBI's taxonomy places the organism in Eukaryota, Metazoa, Nematoda, Chromadorea, Rhabditida, Rhabditidae. The record is from RefSeq and is a predicted model, not a curated record.